Molecule: messenger RNA, 2034 nt
Organism: Triticum aestivum (bread wheat)
Lineage: Eukaryota; Viridiplantae; Streptophyta; Magnoliopsida; Poales; Poaceae
Product: indole-3-acetic acid-amido synthetase GH3.8-like
Exons: 2
Coding region: 29-1834 (601 amino acids)
Cellular component (GO): cytoplasm
Molecular function (GO): acid-amino acid ligase activity
Source: RefSeq, a predicted model, not a curated record
UUGCCAGUACGUGUUCCGGGGUGAGCAAAUGGCGGCGGCGGCGACGGCUGGCCGGAGACCAGCCUCGUCAACAACGGCAUCGGAGGCGGAAGCGAAGGACGCCGAGAACCUCCGUCUCAUCGAGGAGAUGACCUCCAACGUGGACUCCGUGCAAGAGCGGGUUCUGGCCGAGAUCCUCUCCCGGAACGCCGCCACGGAGUACCUCACGGACUGCGGCGGCCCCACCGACCGUGCCACCUUUCGGGCCAAGGUGCCGGUGGUGUCGUACGACGCUCUCAAGCCGUACAUCCAGCGCAUCGCCAACGGAGACCGGUCGCCCAUCAUGUCGACGCACCCCGUCUCCGAUUUCCUCACCAGCUCCGGCACCUCCGGCGGCGAGCGCAAGCUGAUUCCCAGCACCGCCGAGGAGGGCCGCCGACGCCAGCUUCCCUUCGGUCUCCUUAAGGCAGUCAUGAACUUGCACUUCCCAGGGCUUGACAAGGGGAAGGGGCUCUACUUUCUCUUGGUCAAGUCGGAGACCAAGACGCUGGGCGGGCUGACGGCGUGGCCGAUGAUGACCAGCAUUUACAAGAGCGAGCAGUUCAAGGACCCCUUGCGCGACCACACCAGCCCGAGGGCGGCCGUGCUCUGCGCCGACACGUCCCAGAGCAUGUACGCGCAGAUGGUGUGCGGCCUGUGCCAACGCCACGACGUGCUCCGCGUCGGCGCCGCCUUCGCCUCCGGCCUGCUGCGCGUCAUCCGCUUCCUCCAGCUCAACUGGGAGCAGCUCGCCGCCGACAUCGAGGCCGGCACGCUCGCCCCGUGCGUGGACGACGCGUCGGUGCGCGAGGCGGUCGCCGGCAUCCUCCGCCGCCCGGACCCGGAGCUGGCUCAGUUCGUCCGGGGCGAGUGCUGCAAGGGCGAAUGGGCCGGCAUCGUCCCGCGCAUCUGGCCCAACACGAGGUACAUCGAUGCCAUCGUCACCGGCGCCAUGGCGCAGUACGUCCCGGCCCUGGAAUACUACGGCGGCCGCCUGCCGUUGGUGUCCUCCUCCUACGCGUCCUCCGAGUGCUACUUCGGCAUCAACCUUCAGCCGCUGUGCAAGCCGGACGACGUCUCCUACACCAUCAUGCCCAACAUGGCCUACUUCGAGUUCCUCCCCGUGGACGACGCCACCACAGGCGAGGUCGUGGCACCUGAAGGUGACGCGGCCCGGCUGGUGGACCUCGCCCGCGUGGAGGCAGGGCGGGAGUACGAGGUGGUGAUCACCACCUACGCCGGGCUGAACCGGUACCGCGUCGGCGACGUGCUCCGCGUGGCGGGUUACCACAGCGCCGCUCCACGGUUCACGUUCGUGCGCCGCAAGAACGUGUUGCUCUCCGUCGAAUCCGACAAGACCGACGAGGUCGAGCUGCAGCGCGCCGUGGAGCGGGCCUCGGAGCUGCUCCGACCGCACGGCGCGUCCGUGGCAGAGUACACCAGCCACGCAUGCACCAAGCGCAUCCCGGGGCACUACGUCAUCUACUGGGAGCUGCUGACCACCGGCGACGAGGCGGUGGGCAAGGAGACCCUCGACGCGUGCUGCCUGCAGAUGGAGGAGGCCCUGAACGCGGUCUACAGGCAGAGCCGGGUGGCCGAUGGGUCGGUCGGGCCGCUCGAAAUCCGAGUCGUCCGGCCCGGCACCUUCGAGGAGCUCAUGGACGACGCCAUCUCUCGCGGCGCGUCCAUCAGCCAGUACAAGGUGCCCCGCUGCGUCGCGCUCCCGCCCGUCGUUGAGCUGCUCGACUCGUGCGUCGUGUCCGCCCACUUCAGCCCUAGCUUGCCACACUGGACCCCAGCUCGGCGCCACGACUAGAAAGAGGCAGUUCAUCUGGUCAUGCUCGCCAUUGUUUGUGGGAUGAUUGAUUUCCGUGGGUAUGACUUAUGAGGUGCUUCACAUGGCCUUGGGCAUAGGCGCCAUUGUGUAUCUCGUUUGAACGAUGUGCCUUGAUUGUUGUUGAUCGGAUGUGUGUGGUUUUCACUUCCUUCUUUAAUAAAUCGUGCUUUGUUUGAUAA